GUGGAGUCCACCAACAUCACAAUUGUGUUUUUUUUUUCUCCUUUUUCCAUUUCUCAGCCUACUCUAUAUACAUAUAUAAUAUACCUCCAUAUAACAUAUAUGUAUAUAUAUAAUAUAACAAAAUUAAAUAAAAAAAACAAAACCCAUUAAUCUCUCUUUACUGCACCUCACGUAAAACAAAUUCCUUAUUUCCCUUCCAUUUCGUUGCUGCCCACUUCCUUUAUUAUAAAUAUAAUAUAUAUAUAAAUAUAUAUUAAAUUACAAAUCUAAAUUAAAUUUCAAAGCCGACCAACCUUAAUAAAUAAUUAAUUUAGAUAGUCGAAAAAAUAAUAAAAUAAUUAAAAUCUAAAAAAAUCGAGUCAUCACAUUUGAUUUCCCAUCAGACACACUUUUACCUGGCAUGAAGCACGGAUGGAACUUAAAGACCGGCCUAAAUAGAUACUAGACAUCGUGGAGAGAUGCCGCUGACCCAUCUCCUGGAGACUUCACUUAUGGAGUUGAAAUGACUGGGAUUCCUCAGUUUGUUCUUCGGAAGGGUUCAUCAGAGAAGACGUUCCGCACUGGGCCACGGAAUGGAGUUCGAUUUAGUGGUAUUGGUUGGGGGUCAACCACGGUUUUCAAACACAGUUUUAUAUUCAAUGCAGAUGAGGUGUAUUAUAUUGACGAGUCUAGCCAUAUUUCAAGACUUAAGCUGAAUCAAACUGGUAUUCUUCAACGCUUCAUCCUGAAUGAAGGGAGCUCUGAAUGGGCUCUUAUGAAUAUAGUACAGAGAUCCUUGUGAUGUUUAUGGACGCUGUGGUGCUAACGGUAUUUGCAGAAUUAACAAUAGGCCAAUAUGUGAGUGCUUGGAGGGGUUCAUUCCAAAAUCACAGCGGAUGCGUGAGGAGGACAUCACUGGAUUGCCACAACGAGGAUGGAUUUGUGAAACUCAAAAAUGUGAAAUUGCCAGACCUGUUAGAGUUUUGGCUGAAGGAGACUCUGAACCUUAAGGAGUGUAAGGCAGAGUGCUUGAAGAAUUGUUCUUGUACAGCUUAUGCUAAUUCAGAUAUCAGGGGAGGAGGCAGUGGCUGUUUGAUGUGGUUUGACAAUUUAGUUGAUAUUCGUGAUUUCGAUUUCAAAGAGAGCAAGCAAGAUAUGUACAUACGGAUGCCAGCUUCGGAACUCAGUAAGCAUACUUGUUGCGAUACUAUAUAAUAAUAUUCUCAUUCUGCUGUUACCCUUUUCGAUGUCAGCCGUUUGAAUCCUUCUAUGAAUACUCAAAUAAUUUUGUUUGCUCAAAUAUUAGUACAUAGGUUUCAAUCUUUCAAGUAAUUAUGUCAGUUUCAAUUAUGCUAAUCGAUUUUUAUUAUAAUAUGGAGGUCUUAAAAUGAAAUGUUUAGGAUUCAUGUCUAGAUUUUCCUUUAUAUAUGCUUUUCUGAAGGCAAGCAUGCCCAACAACUUUUGCCAUAAAUUUAGACCAUGAUCAGAAGAAGAAGACACUGGUGCUGAUCUGGGAUGGUUGUCCUCAGCUUGUUAACUUGGUGUAUAAUUAAGAAGAGGAGAAAGGAAACAGGUAUACCACCUCCUGUCUUUGGUAUAGAAACGAAGAAUGAAGACUGGGAGUUACCAUUUUUUGAUCUGUUCACUAUUGCAAAUGCCACUACGAACUUCUCUUCCACAAAUAUGCUUGGAGAGGGUGGAUUUGGUCCUGUUUAUAAGGGUAAGCUAGCAACGGGACAAGAAAUAGCAGUCAAGAAGCUUUUGAAUAAUUCCGGACAAGGUGUACAAGAGUUCAAAAAUGAAGUUACUUUGAUUUCCAAACUUCAACACUGGAAUCUUGUUAGGCUGCUGGGCUGUUGCAUUGAAGGAGAAGAGAGGAUGCUAAUAUAUGAGUUCAUGCCGAACAAAAGCUUGGACUAUUUCAUUUUUGGUCUAGUUCCCUUGACCAUUUAUCUAAUUGACCAAUUUCAUAGGGCAGUUUAUGCAUUUUUGCGGUAGAAUCCACUGCUGUACUGUAAAAAUGAUAACUGAUUUAAAACUUAUAUGGAUGGAAAUGUUGUGUAGAUCAGAAUGGAAGACAAGAACUUCCAUGGCAAAAGUGAUUUGAAAUUGUUUUGGACAUA
Molecule: messenger RNA, 2102 nt
Organism: Cornus florida
Lineage: Eukaryota; Viridiplantae; Streptophyta; Magnoliopsida; Cornales; Cornaceae
Product: G-type lectin S-receptor-like serine/threonine-protein kinase SD1-1
Exons: 3
Coding region: 1495-1977 (160 amino acids)
Biological process (GO): protein phosphorylation
Molecular function (GO): protein kinase activity; ATP binding
Source: RefSeq, a predicted model, not a curated record